AGGCGGCGGCAGCAGCAGCAGCAGCAAGAGGAACAAGGCGGUAGCGGAACGCGGCUUGGGAGGCAAGGCGGCAGCUUCAGCCCCACCGGCUGGGGCAGAGGCAGGAGUCCAAGGGAGGACGCAGUCCACCCUUCUCCCUGGGAAGAGGGGUCCCAGCGAGGGAGAUCGGCCCGGGGAGAGCUGGAGAAGGUGAGAGAAAGUGCCCCGCGGUGCGCACGGAGAGGAGCCGGCCAGGAAGGGGGUGCGCAGGUGAAAGCUGAAGCUGCAGAAGCGGGCGGCAGCAUUGGAGGCGGCGCUCCGGGCCCGAGCAGCGGGCGCCCGGCACAAGAGAGACGCCCCCCACCUCAAGCGGGACUCUGUGAAAAGCGGCCGGGCGGCUCUGCAGUCUCUGGAGCCAUUCUUACGUUAAAGGUGUCGCAUAACUGGCCAGGACUGCGCACUUGGAUGGAAGCAAUGAAGCCGGGGAGGUUUAAAGUUCCCCUCCCCGCUGACUCUACAAUAGGCGCAUAUAUGCAACCUUUUCUACCAGGAUUUAUUCUGGAUUUCCUAACAGAAGCGACGCAGGAAACCUAGCCACGCUGGGCUGAUCGGCUACACACAACCAGAAAAGCCAACUCCAGGGUCUCCAGUGCCAUUUUCAUCUUCCUGCUCCCCCCACCCCAAGCUGCACGCCUGCUGUUGUACCAUUUAGCUCAGUGGUAAAGCCUGGUGGUUUGCCGCCGAAUGUCAGAAGCAAGCCACUACACCACCUUGGUGGAAAAACGGUUCGAUUCAGUUUGUUCUCACGCUCUCAGUCUACCACAUCUCACAGGGAUGUUGCUGCGAGGAUAAAAUGGACUGGAGGAGACCUCUGUAAGCUUGCCUUGGCUUCCCUGUAAGAGGGGAAAAGGUGGGAUAUAAAUGCAGUGUAAUAAUAAGAGCCAAACGUUUCAUAGUUUAACUACAUUGUUUGUGAAGAAAUGCUUUCUCUUGCCUGCCCUGAAUCACCUACCAAGCAGCUUUUCUCUAAUGACCCUGGGGUCUAGUAUCCUGAGAGAAGGAAUCAUGCAAAAUUAUGCAUGGUGUGGAAAAAGUGGACAGAGAAAUAAAAAGGUCCGUGCAUAAUGUUAUACAACUCUAUCAUCUUCUCCCUCACACAUAGCCACAAUUUUUCUAAAAUACUAGAGGAGUUGGAGUAGAUUGGUAAGGUUUUCUGGCUUUCCAUAGUAACUAUAGUACAACACAUGCACGCGAGCACACACACACAAAGUUACUGGAAUUCAAAAUGCUUGGGGAGAAAGGAGAAAAGAAUUUGCAUGGGAUAUGAUUAUGAGUUUUGUUUCUGGAGUGAAAGCAGAUUCCAGGCUAAAGAUGGGCUCAUACCUGCAUCCUCAAUGCCAACUGUAAAUUUCCACUCCUGAGCCACUGUUUUGUUCCCCAUUCCAACCUGGAGGACUUCAGGGAUCCAACAAAUCAAUGAAGUAGACCUUGCAAGCCUGAAGUCUGCACUGAUGCGAAGUAAUAUCUGUAUUGUCACAUCCCGGUGAUAAAUUGUUUCCUUAUGUGAUCUUUCUCCUUGUAAGCCAGCUGGAAGAUGGCGCCUUCUUGCAAUUGGGCUAUUCCACUGCGUCUGUUAAAUCUGAUGCAUCUUCUUGUGGUUUCAUCACAGAAUUGAAAUCCAAGCAUUACAUGAAGAGUGUUUUCUUUCCUGCUUUUGUGCUACACACCUUUUAGGUGGCAUUGUGAUUUGGCAAAAUAGCUCAAGUGCUCAAAAGGAAAUCACACGUUCUUUCAUGGUCAGAAAUAACCAUUUUCCCUGUGCUUAAAAAUAAACCAUGGAUAGCACCGUUUACAAAUGGAAAUGAAAAUGGAGGGACAUGAUGUUGCCUAAGAACCUGAAAAUAAAAUAACCAUGAGCGGGAAGCAAAGAAUACACAUUAGGGGGCUUCCCUUGCCCCUCUCCUCUUUUUGGAAAAGAGGAGAUGUUCCUGUAAUUCAUCAAAGAAGGCUCUCAAAUCAGAAGCCUAAAUCUGGAACAACUGGUAGUAAUUGUUUAGGGGGUUCCACAUGACAGUGUCUUUCUGGAAAAGCACCUUUUUUGUAAUGUAUUAAUAGGAAUAGUGACACUUAUAUUCUCUUUACACUUGUCUGUGGGUAUGUGGAGCAACUCUCAGUGGGGUUACUAAGAGGGGAUCUAUAUUCAUUUAUCAAGAUACGCUUUCUAUUUAUAGUAAGCAUUUAUCUUUCAGGAUUGAUAGGUGACUAAAUGCAACAUCUAUUAUGGUAGCUGCCUUAGGGCUCAAUACUUAGUACACUUAGAUAGCAAAAGUCACACAGUUCUUUGAAUUCCUCUGCCAAAAAUGCGAUGAAGACUUUUUUUUAACCCACUCUCCAAUCUGUCAUCCCCAUUCCUCCAUGGUGUCCCCUGGGAUACCUACAUGAGGACUGAGGAAGUGUGAGAUGCCCCAAGCCCCUCCCUGAGCCUGACCAUUCAUUGAGCCCAACUCAGUGCAUCAAGUGUAAUUGUGGACAGUGAUAUGCAAGAAGUUUUGAGGAAACAGUUUAUUUCCUUUGCUGAGCUUGUAGUAGUAUGGUCAGAACUUGUGCCUCUCUUCCAAUGCAAAAAGCUAAAUAUCCAUCUAGAUCGGAUUUCAUCAUCUUUCAUUCAUAAAAAGGCAGAAUUUGUUAAGAAAAGAUUGGGUGACAAUCCACCAUUUCAUUUAAGUGUAGACCCAAGACUGCUGAUAAAAUUCUGACUCCAGAAAAGAACUAUUUAAAAGGCAGAGCUCUGGGCCAGCAAAAUACAUAAGAGAGCUUUUUGAGAGACCUGCAGAUACUUGCAAAAACACGGGAUAUUGAAUUGUGGAUUCUGUAUUCACCAUGGCUGAAGAUGUUGAGACGACCACUGAUUAUGACUAUGAGGGACUGUUGCCUGUAUGUGAUAAAAUGGAUCUUCAGAUGUCUGGAAGAGUCUUUCUGCCAAUACUUUAUGGCCUUGUGUUUACCAUUGGAUUAGUGGGAAAUUCUCUGGUGGUUUUUACCAUUUUGAAAAGUUGGCAUCAAAAGAGCAUCACUGACAUAUUUCUCCUGAACCUGGCCAUCUCCGAUCUUCUCUUUGUGGUUUCUCUUCCCUUUUGGGCUUCUUAUAUCAUACAUGGAUGGACACUUGGGAACCUUUCCUGCCAAAUAGUGGCCUCUUUCUAUUCAGUGGGCUUCUUUGGAGGCAUGCUUUUCAUCUCUGUCAUCAGUAUUGAUAGGUACCUAGCUAUUGUCUGUGCAACUUUUGUUAUGAAAACCAGAACAGCAAACCAUGCCUAUCCCAUUAGCGUUACAAUAUGGGUACUGGCAAUUUUAUUUGCAGCUCCCCAUUUUGCAUUCAUCCAAAAGUCAGAGAACAAAUGCACUUCUUUGUAUCCAGUACAACUUGAGGAAAUCUGGCCUCUUUUCAGCUACAUGGAAAUCAACAUCUUAGGGUUCCUUCUCCCACUCUGUAUCAUGAUUUUCUGUUACUUGAGGAUCAUUAAAACUUUAUACUCCUGCAAAACUAAUCGGAAAAAAAGAGCCAUCAGAUUGAUUUUAAUGGUGGUAAUCGUGUUUUUUCUGUUUUGGACCCCAUACCAUGUAUCACUUUUACUGCAAGUGUUACGUAUCUAUGGUGUUUUUAAUACUUGCAGCUCCUUAAGGCUACUAGAUUACAUGGUGCAUGUGACGGAGCCACUAGCUUUCAGCCACUGCUGCCUUAAUCCAAUCAUCUAUGCUUUUGCUGGAGAAAAAUUCAGAAAAUACCUGUAUCAGCUUGUCCUCAGGUGCCUGUCAUUCAUUUGUUUCUGUGUGCCUCGCAGCCAGCAUUGUGGGAGAGCUCCAGUUCCCAUUCCUGAGGCUGCAUUUACCAGCAACCAGACCCAAAAUACCAGUGACCCUGAUGGCUCUACCCUGCUCUGAUGGUUUACUGGUGGACAAAUUGGAAAGUAUUUGGAUACUGAGUACUGAGCAAUUACUUUGCCUACCCGUGACCAAACAUGUUGCUUUCUUCACUACCCUUGUCAAACCAGCAGUAUUUACACACUGCAUGUAUUCCUUUGCAUUGCAGUUAUUCAUUUUAGGGCUAGAAAUGUUGUAAUUCUUUUGCAUAUUCCUGAUAUUGCUAUUUGUGCCCAACCUUGCAUGUGUGGUUUUUGAACAAACAGGAAGCAGUGGUGUACUUAGCUAGUUUCCCACUGAUCCUUCUAUUAAUAUUUUACUGAAGUGGAGAAAGGACAUGGUCCCAGAACCUCUGGUUUGCAACAGCACAGAUGGAUGCAGGGAAGAGUAAAAAUAUUACCCUAGACUGCUGUAGCAUCAAGAACUCCAUUCUCUUUGUGUUUAGCUAUGUGUUUGACUCCAGUUUGCUAGGCUAGAGUAGCAUAUAGUGUCCAAACGACCUGUGAUUCAGUUAUUUCGAGGUGCUGCUGGGCCAAAGUCAGGUUGCACUGAAGGGAUUGUGGUCCUGUGGAAACUCUCACCCUCCUCUACAGCAAUGGGGAUCGCUGCUCCAACCAGCCUGUUAGAUCUUCCUUGAGCCAUCAGGAGUCUAAGCUUAAAAAGUGGAGGAGUGGGGCUAGAACCAGCCUUUUGGCUUUGUUUGUAUGAUUCAGUUUGCUUUUGAGCGUGCCAUUCUUUGGAUUCCAAACUUGGAUGCUAUUAGAAGAUGCUUAGAUAACAUAUAGGGCAGAUCAAGGCAAAUAUAUACUGUUUUUGCACAAAAUAUCUUUCCAAAAUUUUCUUUAAUUUCUGUAUGCCUUUUUAUCCCUCUUGCCUUGGCCAUGUUGUAAAUAAAUCUAAUUUCCACCACUA
Varanus komodoensis (Komodo dragon) is the source of this 4812-nucleotide messenger RNA. RefSeq names its product C-X3-C motif chemokine receptor 1 (gene CX3CR1). The record is from RefSeq and is a predicted model, not a curated record. Gene Ontology annotation, molecular function: chemokine receptor activity. Gene Ontology annotation, cellular component: membrane. Bases 2860 to 3921 code for a protein of 353 amino acids. NCBI's taxonomy places the organism in Eukaryota, Metazoa, Chordata, Lepidosauria, Squamata, Varanidae. The transcript has 3 exons. Gene Ontology annotation, biological process: G protein-coupled receptor signaling pathway; chemotaxis; immune response.